GUGCAUCAAACACACAGCGGGACAGUCACUCCAUCACACUUCACCUCACGCCUGCUUCUCCUCCACUCGCUGAGGUUCUUCCUGAAGCAGAAGAUGCCUCUCCAGUCCACUCUGUCCGGCAGGCGCUCCAUCAAGGCCGAGAACACACAGUAUGAUGGGAGGUCGUUCGAGGAGCUGAGGCACGAAUGUCUCCAGAACGGGGUCCUGUUUGAGGAUCCAGACUUCCCUGCCGCUGACUCCUCACUCUACUACAGCCAGAGCGUUCCUGUCAACAUUGAAUGGAAGAGGCCAAAGGAGCUCUGCGACAACCCAAAGUUCAUCGUAGGAAAUGCAGACCGCACAGACAUUUGCCAAGGACAGCUUGGGGACUGCUGGCUCCUGGCAGCCAUCGCCUCCUUGACCCUGAAAAAAGAUGCCAUGGCUCGAGUCAUCCCCCAUGACCAGGAUUUUGACCACAGAUAUGCUGGCAUCUUUCACUUCCAGUUCUGGCAGCACAACAAAUGGCUGGACGUGGUGGUGGAUGACAGAUUGCCUUCAGUGAGAAAUCAGCUCAUCUUGCUUCACUCUGCCUCCAACAAUGAGUUCUGGAGCGCUCUGCUGGAGAAAGCCUACGCCAAAAUGCACGGCAGCUAUGAGGCCCUGAAGGGCGGCACCACAAUGGAGGCCAUGGAGGAUUUUACUGGCGGUGUGGGGGAAAUGUAUGAAACCAAAAAAGCUCCACGCAACCUGUUCUCGAUCAUGAAGAAGGCCCUGGACCGAGGUUCCAUGAUGGGAUGCUCUAUUGACAUCACCAGCUCUGCAGAGUCGGAGGCCAAGACGGCCAGCGGCCUGGUGAAGGGACAUGCAUACUCCAUCACAGGCCUGGAGGAGGUGAAUUUUAGAGGGCAGAAGGUCCAGCUGAUUCGGAUCAGAAACCCCUGGGGUCAGGUUGAAUGGAACGGCCCCUGGAGUGACAAGUCCAGGGAGUGGAAUUAUGUUGACUCAGCAGAAAAAAAUCGCAUCCUACAGAAUUCAGCUGAAGAUGGAGAAUUCUGGAUGGAAUUUGAAGACUUCAAGAGGAACUAUGACAAGGUUGAGAUCUGCAACAUGACCCCUGACUCGCUGACUGAUGACACCAAGCGCCACUGGGAGGUCAGCUUGUUUGAGGGAAACUGGAUUCGUGGCUCCACCGCUGGAGGCUGCAGGAACUACAUCGACACAUUUUGGACCAACCCGCAGUUCAAGCUGCUGUUGGAAGAUGCGGAUGACGACGAUGAUGUGUGCAGUGUGGUGAUCGCUCUGAUGCAGAAGAACAGACGAAAGCUGAGGAAAGAAGGCCUAGACCUGGAGACCAUCGGCUUUGCAGUGUAUGAGGCUCCAGAAGAUGAUGACCAAGCGGGGAAAGAUUUCUUCCGCUACCAUGCGUCCAAGGCUCGCAGCAGGACCUACAUCAACCUGCGGGAGGUGUCAGAGCGCUUCACACUGCCUCCUGGAAAAUACCUUCUGGUCCCCACCACCUUCCAGCCCCACCACGAGGCCGACUUCCUCGUCCGCAUCUUCUCUGAGAAGAAGGCCUCGGCACUAGAGAUGGGCAACAACAUUGAUGCUGACCUGCCAGAUCCGCCCAUGCCCACCCAACCAGAGGAGGAGACGGACGAGGAGAAAGGCCUGAGGAGGCUGUUCAACCAGCUGUCUGGAGAGGACAAGGCUAUCUCUGUCAGAGAGCUCCAGCAGAUGCUGAACGGCGUCCUCAGCAGGCGAAGAGAAAUCAAAUUUGACGGUCUGAGUCUGAGCACCUGCCACAGUAUCAUCAACCUCAUGGAUGUGGACAACACAGGGAAGCUGGAGUUCCAAGAGUUUAAGGUCUUCUGGGAAAAGAUGAAGAAAUGGAUUAUGCUCUUCCUGUCCUUUGACACAGACCGAUCAGGGAAGAUGUCGUCCUAUGAACUUCGCAUCGCUCUCAAAGCUGCAGGAAUGCAUCUGAACAACAAGCUCCUGCAGCUGGUGGGCUUGAGGUUUGCUGACGACAGCUAUGACAUCGACUUUGAUGAUUACCUCACCUGCAUCGUCCGUCUGGAGAACAUGUUCAGAGCUUUCCAGGCUUUGGACAAGUUUAAGAGGGGGCGGGUGAAGAUGAACAUCAUGCAGUUCCUGAUGCUGUCGAUGAACGUUUGAGGAGGAGCUGAAAGCAAGCAAACACCAGCAGAAGAACAAAACACAGCAGACAGUCUUAGAAUGUAAUAAUCAGACUAUAGUGAUGCAUGCACACAUUUUCGUUUUCCAUGGUUUUCUUUUCCACAUCUGUCCAGUCUAUCUGCCAUUAUUUCAUCAAAUAAUGUGAAAUGCUGUCUGAGCUAAAGUUUUUUUUUGUUUUUUAAUUUUGGGGAAAGGGUUGAACUUUGAAUUUUGCUGACUUGAAAUUUUGGAUAAAAUAUUGGUUUAUUUUCUCUGCUUGCUGGAUCAGUGGAAAUACAUUUUGAAUAAAAUGCUUGUCUUUGUC
This is a messenger RNA of Amphiprion ocellaris (clown anemonefish), 2479 nucleotides long. RefSeq names its product calpain 9 (gene capn9). Gene Ontology annotation, cellular component: cytoplasm. Gene Ontology annotation, biological process: proteolysis. The record is from RefSeq and is a predicted model, not a curated record. Gene Ontology annotation, molecular function: calcium ion binding; calcium-dependent cysteine-type endopeptidase activity. The transcript has 20 exons. Bases 94 to 2154 code for a protein of 686 amino acids. NCBI's taxonomy places the organism in Eukaryota, Metazoa, Chordata, Actinopteri, Pomacentridae.